Messenger RNA from Paraglomus occultum, 891 nucleotides. The record is from the annotation of a GenBank genome assembly. NCBI's taxonomy places the organism in Eukaryota, Fungi, Glomeromycota, Glomeromycetes, Paraglomerales, Paraglomeraceae.
AUGCCUCUUCACGUCUCCCAUUCAACAUAUGUCAAAAAACCAAAAUUCAAAGUGCCGACAUCACCUGAUCCGCCAGCCCGAGACAGCAUAUCCGCUGGAAUGCACGCGCUCGGUGCCAGAUUAAAUUUGAAAUUUUCAGAUCGAAAUAUCCUGCUACAGGCUUUAACGGAUAAGACGUAUGCGAAUACUGAUUUACCUUCAAAUGAGGGUUUUCAGGUAUUGGGCAAUAAUGCUUUCGGUCUGUAUGUUACUGAAUACCUCCAUGUGAAGUAUCCUCGGCUUCCACUUCCCAUAUUCGAAGAGAUAUUGACAAUGUACUGCGGGCAUAGGACAUUGAGUACUUUCGGACGAGAAGUCGGAGUGGACAAGCAGGUCAGGUGGCAAAAGGUGACUGACGAAGCAUUAGAGAAUCUUGAGAGUAAAAAGCCGCGUAAUAUUGGAAAGGUGACUGCUGAUGCUGUUGGUGCAAUUGUCGGGGCAUUGUAUUCUGAUCAGGGCCCGACUGCAGCAAAGAAUUUUAUUCACGAUCAAUUUCUGUCGCGUGACGUUAAUGUUGGUGCAAUAUUUGAGAAGCACAUUGUGAAUCCUAAACGGGACUUAUCUUAUUUACUGAGAAGAUAUUCACAGGAGCCGCCCAUUUCGAGGUUGAUGGCAGAAACUGGCCGAUUCUCAAAGUCACCGGUAUUUAUCGUUGGUGUCUAUUCAGGGGAAAAAAAAAUAGGAGAAGGAUUUGGAAGUUCUCUCAAGAUGGCAGAAUUUAGGGCUGCUAGAGAAGCGUUGAAAACGCACUAUUUAAAAGAGAUCAAAGACUUCGAAUUACCAUCAGUCGUAGAUAACGAUAACGUUGUGUAUAGGCCAACCGAGAUUGAAGACACGCCUGCUGUCGUAUAA